GGUCGGUCCAGGAGACGGUAAUACCUCCGGCUUUGAAAAAAGCCCGCUCUGGCUCCAGAGGGGGCGCACGUGCAGGGGAAACUGAGGCAGGCGGGUGCCCGAUCGCAGCCCCGCAGAGGUGAGCGCCCAGCGCGGCCGCACCUGCCGCUGCCGGCCGGACUUUGCAUCUCCAGACACAUUUGUGUGUGUGUCUUCUCCCUGUGUUCCUGAGGGUAGAGCAGAAAGAUCCUGUUCCCUGGGCCGGGCACACCAUGGCUCUGACCCCCAAGGGCUAUGCUACCCACAGCCUUCAGGCUGAGGAGAAAUUAAACAGCAAGAGAAAGGAGAAGGCCUGGCUGCCGGUCAUUGGGAUGAAGCUGGAAAUCAGCACCCCUUUCCUGGGUGUGCACCGCCCCUUCGUGGGACGCUGCUGCCAGAUCUGCACCCCUAGGAGCUGGGAAUCCCUUUUCCACAAGCAUCUUCUCUCCUUGGGCUUCCACAAUGCCAUCCGGGUGACGGAGGAGGACACCAGGUACAGGGGCUGGCUGGUUCGAAGGCUCUGCCACUUCCUGGCAAUAUCCAACUGGAAAAUUCCUUCUAGCUCCCCUGGAGACUUCGAGAAGAAAAUCUGCCACAGCAAGAGGGUGCAGGAUGUCAUGUUGCAGCGGGUCCCCCAGGCAAGAGGGGACAGCCCCAUUCUCAGCCAGUCCCCAUCAGGCUGGAGGAGUGAGGUUCUUCAGGUCCUGAGUCAAGUUCAGGCUCCAAUCUCCCUGUUUCUGGUGAGGCUGUGCAGCUGGGCUCUGCUCAAAGUCCUGACCCGCUUGUUCCACAAUGUGCUGCUCCAUAAAGGGCAGGUAGAGAUGGUGCGCAAAGCAGCCCAAGUGCCUGAUGUCCCCCUGGUUUUUCUCUCGACUCACAAGUCCUGCCUGGAUGGGCUGCUGCUUCCCUUCCUCCUGUUCUCUCAAGGCCUCGGGGUGCCCAGAGUGACCUGGGAGUACCAAGCCUUUACUCCUCCCCUCAGGGCUCUGCUGAGCCAGCUGGGAGGGAUUUUCCUGCCACUGGAAGCGGAGCAUGUGGCAGACCGCAACCAGGGAGCACUCUCCAGGGCUGUCCUUACCUCAUACGCUGAGGAGCUGCUGAAGAGCCGACAGCACCUGCUGAUCUUCCUAGAGAAGCCCUUUUCCAGUGCCCCCCACCUCUCUGCCCCUGGCUGGGACUGGCUGGCACUGGUGCUGGGUGCUUUCCAGGCUGGAGCUGUUCCUGAUGUCCUGUUGGUGCCUGUAGGCAUCUCCUAUGACAUGGCCCCUGAUGUGUGUUUUGGGAGCCAAGUGAGCUCAGCCCGACCUCUCAGCUUCUGGUCUUGUCUCCUGCCCAUCUGCCGAGCCCUGGGCCAAGGAUUUGGCUGCGUCCGAGUGGAUUUUGCCCAGCCAUUCUCCUUGCAGGAGUAUGUCGCAAACAACUGCUUCAGACAGAGCUGCACCAGGAAGUCCCUGGAGGAGCUGCUGCUGCCCGUGGUCUUUGGCAAGCGCACCAGCCUGAUGGACUGUGAGAAGUCAGAGGAGGGGCUCCUGGGCCUCAGAGCUGCUGUGGCACUGAAAGCAGAAGAACGGAUCCUGGUGGGCAGGCUUGGCCUACACUCCCUGACUGCUGGCGUGUCCUGCUCUGCUGUUACGGCUGUGGGGAUUACGUCUGCCCUCCUGCUACACAAGCACCGCGAGGGCGUCUUCCUCUCCCGUCUCAUGUCAGACUUUGCAUGGCUGACGGAGGAGAUAUUGUUGCGCCAGAGAGAUGUGGCCUUCUCGGGGCAGCUCUGGGCUCUGGUGCUGCAUAGCUUGACUCUUCUCCGGGGCUGCGUCUCCCUGCACCAGCUCUCCCUAGGUGAUGUCUUGGUGGCACCCCAGGCCACGGAGCCAGUCAUGAGACAGCUGAGCCUGCAUGGUGCUGCCCUCCUGCCCAUCUUCAUGGCUGAGGCUGUUGGGGCCUGCGCCAUCAAUGCCCUCCUUGUGGAGAUGCUGCCUUUCUUGGGGCCCACUGCCCUGCCAGCCGACAUCAUCCUGAGUCAACAGGAGCUGCAAGAGAAGACUCUGGUGCUGGUCCAGCUUCUGCCCUGGGACUUCCUCCUGCUCCAGCCCUGCCAGUCGGCCUUUUGCUACUGCCAGGAUGUCCUGGACAAGCUGAUCCAGUGCGGGCUGCUGGUGGCCGAGGAGGCAUCUAGCGAGCGUCCAGCCUGUGACACCUCCCGCCGACGUUUCUCUGGGGAGCUGAUGUGGAAGGAGACGGGCGAGUUCAGUGAUAGCAGCGACUACGAUGAGGACAGUGGCAAGCGCUGCUUCAAGAUAAGCCAGCUGGACAACUGCUUCGACUUCUUCCUCUUCCUCUGUAGCCUCCUGAGCCCUGUGCUAAGGACCUACGAGAGAGCUGCUGCCUUCCUUGCUGAGUCUUGCUGCCCCCAGCCAGAGCCAGCGUACACGGAGAAGCUGCAAGAGUUCCUGCUGAGGAAGGCAAGGGAAGACGGCUCCUUUGAGUGUGUGAACAGGAGCAUGGCUGUGAGCUCUGUCCGGACCUUCAAGGAGCUAGGGGUGCUGCAGGAGCUGCCGACCCCAGCAGGGCCCAAGCUCUACCUCUCAGAAUCUUUCUCCCUCAGAGAGAACCAGGAGAGCCUGAAGAAGUUCAUCCAGCAGUUUAUAUGUUGCUAGGGCCAUGGCAGGAGGGCUGUCUCGGGCCUUGAGAAGUCAUAUCCCAUCCCAGAUCCCAUUGUGCCUCCCUCACCCAAUGGAAGCCAGACUGCCACAUUGCAAAGUUUGAAUAUUUGUCCUGUCUGCUUGAGGAAAUGCCCCUGUGAUGUGGUGGCUGGUGGCCAGCCCAGCCAUGAUGGGGUUAUGAGGGAGGGCACCAAUUGGAGCAGAGGGAAAUCCUGGCAUUUGGCUGAAAUACUCGUGUCUAAUUUGAGAGGGGGAUAGAUCUGCUGACUGUACCUGGGUUGUGGGUUUGCUGAUAGCCUGUGGGGUCUUCCCCUGGAUGUUGAGGUUGGGGGCUGGAGGGUGGGCUUACCACUUCCAAAGUCUCUGGGCAUCUCCCUGGUGUCUUUUCCCCACCACGGCUGGAAAACACAGGUGAGGUCACAGAGCGCUUGGCAAAUGGUUUCAGCCUAGAUGCAACAGGUGGGAGGGUCAUGUUGCUGUGUCACAAGGACUGAUGUUGUUUCAAGCCUAGUUAAAAUAGUGUCACUGAAAAAGGAGCUAAUUAAAAGCCAAAGAGUCAGAUCUGG
Messenger RNA from Alligator mississippiensis (American alligator), 3247 nucleotides. RefSeq names its product glycerol-3-phosphate acyltransferase 2, mitochondrial (gene GPAT2). Gene Ontology annotation, cellular component: mitochondrial membrane. The coding region runs from base 252 to 2675 and encodes 807 amino acids. Lineage: Eukaryota; Metazoa; Chordata; Crocodylia; Alligatoridae. The transcript has 22 exons. The record is from RefSeq and is a predicted model, not a curated record.